CGGAGGGGCCCGGAGGCUCCCGGCGGCGGGGCCGGGCCGGAGCGGAACGAGUCUGUUGCCACGACGUGUCUCUGGUGCAGGAUGAUGGGUGCCACGGCAGCCUGGGACCAGCUGGGAGCAGCUCCCCGAGCCCACGGGGCCACCGCAACGCGGAGCUACGGCUGAGCCCGGCGUGCCGAGCCGUGCCGAGCCAGGCGGAUGGAAAGCUGCAGCCCGGCAGGUAGGGAUGCUCCAACCCACCAAACCUCCCAGCCAACACAGCAUCAAGUGGGGCUGCACACCCAGCUGUGCUGACCGGAGGCUCCGUGCCCCACAGGGAGCCCCGCGCCCACCCCGCGCCCCAGCCCUAUGCCCGGGGAGCGGCGCCGAGCCUGCCGGCCUGCCCACCAUGAAGUGCUCGCUGCGCGUCUGCUUCCUCUCCACCGCCUUCCUCCUCAUCUUCGUCAUGUCGGUGCUCUUCACCUACUCCCACCACAGUAUCGCCUACCUGGACCCCGGCGGGUUGGGCGGCAUCCACCGGGUGAAGCUGGUGCCUGGUUACGCUGGCGUGCGGCGGCUGAGCCACGGUGUGCCAUACCCCAGGGGCUGCGUGUGCCGCCGCUGCCCCGAGGAUGCCGCCGCUGCCGCCACCGCAUGGUUUGACAGCCGCUACGAUGGCGCUGUGUCCCCGGUGUGGACCAAGGAGAACAUGGAACUGCCGCCAGACGUGCAGCGGUGGUGGAUGAUGCUGCAGCCGCAGUUCAAGUCCCACAACACGCAGGAGGUGCUGAGCAAGCUCUUCCAGAUCGUGCCAGGGGAGAACCCUUACCGCUGGCGUGACCCGCGCCGCUGCCGGCGCUGCGCUGUGGUUGGAAACUCGGGCAACCUGCGUGGCUCUGGUUAUGGGCACGAGAUUGAUGGGCACGACUUCAUCAUGAGGAUGAACCAGGCACCCACAGUGGGCUUUGAGGGGGAUGUGGGCAGCCGUACCACACACCACUUCAUGUACCCCGAGAGCGCCAAGAACCUGCCUGCCAACGUCAGCUUCGUGCUGGUGCCCUUCAAGACCUUGGACCUGCUCUGGAUUGCCAGCGCCCUCUCCACUGGCCAGAUCAGGUUCACCUAUGCGCCCGUGAAGCCUUUUCUGCGGGUGGACAAGGAGAAGGUGCAGAUCUACAACCCUGCCUUCUUCAAGUACAUCCACGACCGCUGGACGGAGCACCACGGGCGCUACCCCUCCACUGGCAUGCUGGUGCUCUUCUUCGCCCUCCACGUCUGUGAUGAGGUGAACGUCUUUGGGUUCGGUGCCGACAGCCGUGGCAAUUGGCACCACUAUUGGGAGAACAACCGCUAUGCUGGCGAGUUCCGCAAGACCGGGGUGCAUGACGCCGACUUUGAGGCACACAUCAUCGACAUGCUGGCCAAAACCAGCAGGAUUGAGGUCUACCGGGGCAAUUAACCCAGGGCCGGGCGGCCGCGUGUCCUCCAGCUCCUAACCCCGGCACUGCCAGAGCUGCCCCGGCUGCUGUUGGGUGCUGGCAGCCGAUGGGGUUCUGAGCUCUUGGCAGACUUGGUGUGGUUUGGGGAGUUUUGACUUGAUGUUGGUAGUAUUAAGGAACCCGCUUCAGCCAAGCAAGGAUUUGAAGACACCACCAGCGCCGGGGGAGCGCCCGACUCGCAUCUCUUACAGUCAAACCAAAUGCUGCUCUUUUUAAAACAAGGACAAAACAACAACAGAAUCCUAUAUGAAAGCCCCCAAACUUGGUGACUUUGGGGAGCACUCGAGCCCGGGAUGAGGGCAGGGUGACAAUCAGCAGCAGGCCGGGCCAGCUCCCCAACAGCAGGACACAAAACGGCCGCUGCUCUGGCCUUCCAUUGUAGGUUUUCUCCCCCUUUGCUUCUCCUGUGGCUCUUGGGAAGGGGUCUGGACUCUCGUGGUCCCCUUGGUCAGAUUCUCCCCAUGUUGUGUUGUGGGAUAGGAGGGGUUUGUGGGGGUGGGGAGGUUGCAAAAGGCAGCUGAGAAACCCGAGCGCCUGGUGGAGGUGACAGCACGGUGGGGCACAGACUGUGUGUCCAUCCCUCACUGUCUGGGCUCCCCUUCGCCUUGGGCACAGGAGCAGGUUAGGAAAGCUUUAGCAGGUGAGUGAAACACAGCCGGGGGGGUCGUUUCUUAUUUCCCUUUUGCUGCACACAGACAGCUGUGGCCAGAAGCUGCAAUCCCAAAGCUCGUGGUGUUGGACAGUGGCUCGGUGUGGGGGGGUGGAAGGUGCUGGAAGCUGCAGCGGUGACCGAUGGACGAUCACACAGGGCUUGGGGGCAAACUUCCCUUUUUCUAUUCGGCUUCUCUCUACGUUUCUCUGCUUUGGGGGUGUUUUCCUUUCUGAGGUUUCUCUCUGCGGUCGCGAGGUGCCAGGGCUGUGCUGUGCCUGCUGCUGGGACGGCAGCCCCCGAGGCAGCGGUGUGACCGCCAGCCCCAGCCCACACCUUCCCAGCACCUCGUGUCGGCGUUGCCUUCUUCUGGGGGAAGAAAACCACACAAAUCACACGACCACGAGCAACAACGAGUGCCUUGACUAACCACCCUCGGCUGCGCUGCCCUGCGAGCACAGGGCUCGGGAUGCACAGCAGCGCUCCCAGUCCCCCUCCAUCCUGGGGGCAUCAGCAUCAAUCGGGCACCCCUGGCACUGGGCUGUGCCUGCACACUCCCACUCUGGGUCAGACAAUCCCGAGCCCACCGGCAGCACCAUAAUGAUUUUUUGGCUGAUUUCCUUCCGCCCCAGCCCCCCCCCCCCCAACUCUUUUUAUUAUUAUUGUUAUUAUUAUUAUUAUUGUUAUUAUUUAAACUGUCCCAACACAAGGACUCACGACCACUCCUGUUUCUCCGCAGAGCGGCCGGCGAGUGCAUGCACGAGCAUGCUGCACGGCCUGCGGGCACCUCCGAGCACCACUGUACUGUACAUAGAGGAGAUGUGGGCAGAGGCUGUGGGCACUGGGGAAGAGGGUUUGUUUUGGGGAGAAACCGAGGUUUUGGGUAAUCCCCAUCACAGGGCAAAGCGGCCCCACAGCCUCUGCGGAUGUGGGCUCUCCUGCACACAACUGUCUUAAAACAAUUUGGUUUGUUGGGUGUUUUGGUUGUUUAUUUUUUAAGUCAAUAAAAACCGUGCAUCUGGA
Messenger RNA from Coturnix japonica (Japanese quail), 3150 nucleotides. The record is from RefSeq and is a predicted model, not a curated record. NCBI's taxonomy places the organism in Eukaryota, Metazoa, Chordata, Aves, Galliformes, Phasianidae.